AUGCGUGAACUUGUUCACAUGCAGGCGGGGCAAUGCGGUAACCAGAUCGGUUCAAAGUUCUGGGAGACAAUCUCACAAGAACACGGGAUUGACGAGAUGGGUUCCUAUCAUGGAGACUCGGAUCUCCAAUUAGAGCGCAUUAACGUGUACUACAACGAAGGCCAAGGUGGCAAAUACGUGCCGCGGGCCCUCCUGAUCGACCUUGAGCCCGGAACUAUGGAUUCGGUACGAUCAGGUCCGUUGGGCAAGCUCUUUCGACCGGAUAACUUCAUCUUCGGUCAGAGCGGAGCGGGCAACAAUUGGGCAAAGGGUCACUACACUGAAGGCGCAGAGUUGAUUGAAGAGGUGCUGGACGUCGUCCGAAAGGAGUGUGAGGCUUGCGACUGCUUGCAGGGCUUCCAGCUAUGCCAUAGUCUCGGUGGCGGCACAGGAUCUGGCAUGGGUACUCUUCUCAUCGCGAAGAUCAGAGAGGAGUAUCCAGAUCGUAUUAUGACAUCCUUCUCUGUGGUGCCUUCACCUAAGGUGUCGGACACGGUGGUUGAGCCCUACAACGCCACUCUCUCAGUCCACCAACUGGUGGAGAGCACAGACGAGACCUUCUGCAUCGAUAAUGAGGCACUCUACGACAUUUGCUUCCGAACGCUGAAGUUGCCCAACCCCAACUAUAGCGACUUAAACCACCUGGUUAGUCUGACUAUGUCAGGUGUCACCACGAGCCUCCGAUUCCCCGGCCAACUGAACUCUGAUCUACGAAAACUGGCUGUCAAUAUGGUUCCCUUUCCACGUCUGCACUUCUUCGUACCCGGCUUUGCGCCCCUCGCCAGUCGAACCUCGCAGUCCUACCAAAGCUGUACGAUUCUUGAACUGACACGACAGAUGUUCGACGCGAAAAACAUGAUGGCAGCGUGUGACCCGAGUCAUGGCCGCUACCUCACCGUUGCUGCCAUGUACCGUGGAAGGGUGUCCAUGAAGGAGGUGGAGGAUCGUAUCCUGGAAACCCAGACUCGUAAUUCCACCUACUUUGUAGAGUGGAUCCCGAACAACGUGAAGACCGCAGUAUGCGAUAUUCCACCAAUCAACUUCAAGGUAGCCGGCACGUUCAUUGGAAACACCACGGCGAUACAGGAAUUAUUUACUCGUGUCAGUGAACAAUUUUCAGCCAUGUUCCGUCGUAGGGCCUUCCUGCACUUCUUCACUAGUGAGGGCAUGGAUGAGAUGGAGUUUUCGGAAGCGGAGUCGAAUAUGAACGACUUGAUCAGUGAAUAUCAGCAGUAUCAAGAGGUCGGAAUAGAUGACGAUUAUGGUGAAGAGGGAGAGGCGGCUGAAGAGGAAGCUGCUCCAGAAGAAUCACGGGGUCAUGCUAAAAUGGCGACAGAGUGCCCCGAAUUGGACUCCAGGGAGGCUCCCGUUCGACGUUCAUCAUCGAAGACCUUCAAGGGAAUUAUCCGCAUAUUUAAACCUGAUGUGACAAAGACAUCCAAUAUGAAAAUACGGAUACCCUCGUUCCGAGAAAACCGGAAACACUAUUCCUCCACACAGCAGCAAGGGCAGCUGCUGCAGGAGCCCGAAAACCUCUUGAAAGAAAUCCCGGCACUGGACUUUCAAAAGUUGAAGGCGGAUCUCUAUGUGGAUUUGGCCUACACCAAUAAUCUGUUGCGACAGCGAGUACACCGGGACAACUUGACAAAUCUGGUGGCUCAAAUCACCGAGUGUCUGCGGCUUAUCCGCUGUCGGGUCGCCACUGCGGCUGCCUACAUCCAGACAGAUGGACUUUCCACCCUCCCCACCUCCGUGUCCGUCUCAAAUGCCGUCUCCGGGGCAGCAGCGUUCAGGUCAUUGACCACAGCUUCGAAACCUGAGAGGCAGUAUUACAGUGAAAAUCGGGUGAUUCUCGAGGCGGUAAGUCGGUUUGAGAACGCCUACGUGGCGUUUGCUGGUUGGUUGACGGAACUGGCGACGCUCAACCCGCCUCCGAUGGAGGUGCUACCCGUCGCCUUGGGCGGAGAAACACCAGCUGGACAGCCCUCUAUGAAUGCCUCCACCCCCGCUACUACCACCACCACCGCAAAGAAAAGCGGUCUUCGUGUCACUCUCCCUCUACCCCUCACCCGGCCACCCUUCCUCUCCUCCUCCUCCUCCUCCUCCGCCCACUUUCCUGACUCGCCUCGCGCUGACGGCGUUGUUACUCCUGACGACGUUGGCGAGGUUAUGGCGCGCGGCAACGCCUGCUUCUUAGCCAUUCAAACUGCCGCCGAGUCGCUAUUCCUCAGCUUGGAGGCUUCGGGAUGCACACGGCCAACAACACCACAGGCUCUGUCGUGUGUAAACGGAGCGAGAAGUCCAAUGGUAAAAGUCAAACAAACCGGAUUCUUGUCGUUUCGUUUCCCCCGUGUAACUCCUCCAUCGAACAGCAAGUCAACCAACGGGUCUGCAGCGAAUUCUACUCUCCCACCGACAAUGUCGUCAACAGACAUUGCACUGAAGGGUUCCAAGUCUCCACAUGGUGGCGGCUUGACUCUGGAGGAUCGACGUCUUCUGGCACAGUUGUGGUCACAAAUGGAACCCACGGGAGAUAGUCCCCCACCACCUCCACCUCCUAAACCUCCCCUUUCUCUAGAAUCACCUCGCUGGAGCGCUGGUGAAUCACUAGCUGAUCUGCCUCCCAGUCCCCUGAUAGACUGCCUUGAACCCGGCUACACUAAUGUCCGUGCCGACGCCAAGUUGAACGCCUAUCUGCGCUCCCUGGCAGAGGCCGUUCAGCUGACCUCCAUCACUAACGGUGGCAGCGGACAAAUGGAAGAGUCCAUCUACUCCAAUAUUGAUAGUCCUGGUGCGGCUCCACCAUCUCCAAUGCCUCUUCCCUCACCUCCUCCACCAGACCCACCUCCGAGAGGUGGAUCUAAGCCGAAUGGAUGUUUUGACUUGAAUUCUCUGAACUUGCCCCAUGCGGACGACUCGGAUGCAAGCGAAAAGGAGAAUGCGGAUCGGAAUGCAGAGGACGAGGCAAAGGAAGAGGCAGAGGUGGAAAGUAAGGAUGGACUUCAUAACGGCAGUGGAGGAGGGCUGCGUCCGGGACCGCUCAUCUGCACUUUGAGUUCGAAGGCGGUCCCACCGCCGCCCCCACCUCCAACUGUUCUGCCAACCACCGGCACUAGUCCCUCUCACAACUCUGCCACUGGUGAUCGAAGCACUGCGCAGGAAGUCGGUGCGAAGACGAAAAGCGGACCCUCUAGGAGUGGCUCUUGGGAACCGUUGGACUUGAAUUUACCCCUCCUAGGUUUAGCAGUCGCCAGCCAAUUACGGCAUUUCAGUAAAAAAAUUAUGAAAGUGAUCUGA
Echinococcus granulosus is the source of this 3336-nucleotide messenger RNA. RefSeq names its product Tubulin beta-3 chain. The transcript is spliced from 10 exons. Bases 1 to 3336 code for a protein of 1111 amino acids. Gene Ontology annotation, molecular function: GTPase activity; GTP binding; structural constituent of cytoskeleton. The record is from RefSeq and is a predicted model, not a curated record. Lineage: Eukaryota; Metazoa; Platyhelminthes; Cestoda; Cyclophyllidea; Taeniidae. Gene Ontology annotation, biological process: mitotic cell cycle; microtubule cytoskeleton organization. Gene Ontology annotation, cellular component: cytoplasm; microtubule.